GGGCGGCUCGGGGAGGAUGCGGCUCGGCGCCGGCUGUGGCUAGCUCUGCCUCCUCCGUAGCAUGCCAGUGCGCGGGAGCGACGGGAGACCAGAACCCCUCUCUCACCAAGCAGACACCCCCCCCCCCCCCCGGCUAUCUUCCGUGGGUGUGUUUUUGGGGUUUUUUUUUUGUUGUUGUUGGUUUUUGUUUUUGUUUUUUUGGGGAGCUGAUUGAUGUGGCAAAAUGCCGUGCGCAUGUACCUGGGACAAUUGGAGACGGUGGAUCCGACCUUUAGUUGUGGUCCUGUACCUGUUGUCCGUGAUGGUUGCGGUUCCCAUAUGCGUGUGGGAAAUACAAAAGUUGGAGGUUGGAAUACACACAAAGGCAUGGUUUAUUGCAGGCAUCUUUAUGCUCUUGACGAUUCCCAUAUCACUGUGGGUGAUAUUACAGCACUUAGUACAUUACACACAGCCUGAGCUACAAAAACCAAUAAUAAGGAUUCUGUGGAUGGUUCCCAUAUACAGUUUGGAUAGUUGGGUAGCUUUGAAAUAUCCCAAGAUUGCAAUAUAUGUGGACACCUGCCGAGAGUGUUAUGAAGCCUACGUCAUUUACAACUUCAUGAUAUUCCUUACCAAUUACCUAACUAGCCGCUACCCGAAUCUGAUAUUAAUCCUUGAGGCCAAAGACCAGCAGAAGCAUUACCCUCCUCUGUGCUGCCUCCCCGCCUGGGCCAUGGGAGAGGUCUUGCUAUUUAGAUGCAAACUGGGCGUAUUACAAUAUACAGUAGUCAGACCAUUUACCACCAUAACUGCUCUCAUUUGUGAGUUACUUGGUGUGUAUGAUGAAGGAAACUUUAGUUUCUCAAAUGCUUGGACCUACUUGAUCAUAGUAAAUAACUUGUCACAAUUGUUCGCCAUGUACUGCCUGCUGCUGUUCUACAAGGCGCUAAAGGAGGAGCUGAGUCCCAUACAGCCGGUUGGCAAGUUUCUCUGUGUAAAGCUGGUAGUUUUUGUAUCUUUUUGGCAAGCAGUAGUCAUUGCACUGUUGGUAAAAGUCGGUGUUAUUUCUGACAAACAUACCUGGGAAUGGCAAAGUGUGGAAGCUGUGGCCACAGGACUCCAAGAUUUCAUUAUUUGUAUUGAAAUGUUCUUUGCCGCUGUGGCUCACCAUUACACGUUUUCAUACAAACCGUAUGUGCAAGAGGCCGAAGAGGGUUCGUGCUUUGAUUCUUUUCUUGCUAUGUGGGACGUCUCAGACAUCAGGGAUGACAUUUCUGAACAAGUAAGGCAUGUAGGAAGGACAGUGAGAGGGCGUCCUCGCAAGAAGUUUUUUCCUGAGGAUCAAGACCAAAAUGAGCAUACAAGCUUGUUGUCAUCAUCGUCACAGGAUGCAAUUUCUGCUACAUCUUCUAUGCCACCUUCACCGAUGGGUCAGUACCAAGGGUUUGGACACACUGUCACCCCACAGACGACGAUUCCUCCUCCACUUACUACUGCCUCUACCAUAACUACUCCUGAGGUGAAGCUCUGUGGGGAAGAUGCUGAUGAUAUUCCAGAAGAGAGGAAGCCUACAGAUAAGUCCCUGGGCCUCUAACUAGCGUUCAGCGGCUCUGCCACCACCAUGGAUAAUGCGGUGUCCCUUGGCUGGAGAUGCUAUGCUUAGGACAACUACAAAUCAUAGAGAAUUUCAACUUAAAAAUAGGGGGGGAAACAAAAUGGUAUAACUACUAUAUAUAUAUAUAUAUGUACAUAGGAGUUUUGUAUGUCACAAAUAAUGUUUAAAUUUCCUAGACUUGGGCUUGAUUUCCUAACAUUAGAACAUCAUAUAUCCAAAAACAGUAGAAAAAGACUCCAGCUGAAUGCUUCUGGCAUUACAUUGCUUUUAUGAAGAGGACAGAUUUAAGAACCUCAUUGCUUCCUGCCAGUACUGCAUGAAUGUAAUGCUCUGGGCACAAAGCAGAAAUCGGAAACCAGUUAAAUCAGCUUCAUCACCGUGUGCCACGCGGGCAUACCUGAUGACUCUCCACCAGGUAUCUCUCAAUAAAUAAGGACGUACUA
Messenger RNA from Jaculus jaculus (lesser Egyptian jerboa), 2037 nucleotides. RefSeq names its product transmembrane protein 184C (gene Tmem184c). Gene Ontology annotation, molecular function: transporter activity. The coding region runs from base 224 to 1573 and encodes 449 amino acids. The transcript is spliced from 10 exons. The record is from RefSeq and is a predicted model, not a curated record. Gene Ontology annotation, biological process: transport. Lineage: Eukaryota; Metazoa; Chordata; Mammalia; Rodentia; Dipodidae.